UGUCAACCGGAAGAAUUGUUGUUUGUUCCAUUACACUCCGUUUUGUUUGGACUUUAUUCGAGGGGACGUUAUGGGGCAGAUGAAGAUGCUUGCAUUAAAUCGUAGUAUCAGAAGAAUACCUACGGACCCGAUUAUGAACUGAAUAUGGGAAGAGAUAUCGCUAAUCGCUUGGACGGAUGUAUAUUAAGAAGCUAAAUGCACAAAUAUUCAGACUCCGAUCAAUCCUUUUUGUUCUUCAAUAAUCAUGUCGUCCAUAAAACUGCAGGCUGCAGAGUACUCUGCUACCGAGCACCUAGGCACGGCCCUUAGCCAACAAGAUCACCACCACCACCACCACUUCAGCCACCAGGACCACCACCAUUACCACCACCAUGAAUCCCCCCGCCGUGAAACCCAUCCGCCGCCGAAGCAAACUUACCGGGUCUACUGCAAAGCCGACCCCUGUUUCGCCCUCGCCGUCCGCGACGGCACUGUGAUCCUAACCCCCCACGACCCGACCGACCCGCGCCAGCACUGGGUCAAGCACGACUCGGUCAGCGCCCUGGUGAAGGACGAGGAGGGGCUCCCCAGCUUCCUCCUGGUCAGCAAAGCCACCGGCCAGGCGAUCCAGCACGCCGUCGGCGGCCGUCAGGCGGUCAGACUGGCGCCGUACGGUGGGGACGGUGGGGUUCUUGACGGGUCGUUGCUGUGGACUGCGGGGCCCAUCAAUGGGGAUGAGGAGUAUAAGGACAUACGGAUGCAGAAUAAUAUCCGGCUGAAAAUGGACGCUUUUAAGGGUAUUCCUGAGUUCGGCGGCGUCUCUGACUGGACCGUCGUUGGACUCUGGGAGUGGAAUGAGGGGGAUAAUCAACGCUGGGCCAUCGUCCCAUACUGAUCCUUACUGGGAAUUUUCUUUUACUGGGUAAUAAUUUCUGAUGAUGAAUGCUUUUUCAUCUUUUUAAUUUGCCGUAUGUAAUAAGGGAAUUUCUAAUAAGGUAGAAGAACCCAUGUAAUAAUACCUGAUUACCUUCUAUGUUCAAUUCGGAACUUUUAAUAUUCAACGUUUUGUUAUUGUCGAUCCUCAAAACUAUAAUGUUAUCAUAUUGAAAUGUGAGAUCCAUGUUUUUUUAUGAAAAUGUCA
This is a messenger RNA of Cuscuta epithymum, 1120 nucleotides long. The record is from the annotation of a GenBank genome assembly. Lineage: Eukaryota; Viridiplantae; Streptophyta; Magnoliopsida; Solanales; Convolvulaceae.